Molecule: messenger RNA, 1320 nt
Organism: Trichomycterus rosablanca
Lineage: Eukaryota; Metazoa; Chordata; Actinopteri; Siluriformes; Trichomycteridae
Product: AF4/FMR2 family member 2-like
Exons: 9
Coding region: 52-1320 (422 amino acids)
Biological process (GO): regulation of RNA splicing
Cellular component (GO): nuclear speck
Molecular function (GO): G-quadruplex RNA binding
Source: RefSeq, a predicted model, not a curated record
CUGACGCAUAGCGCUCCGAGCCGCCCGGUACUUUUUUCCUGGACCCGAACCAUGGACCUAUUCGAGCUGGACUUCUUCAGGGAGUGGGAGCUGGAGCAGCAAUGCCAUUACGAGCAGGACCGCUCGGUGCUUAAGAAGAAGGAGUGGGAGCGCCGCACACAGGAAGUUCAGCAGGACGAGGAUUUGUUCUCCACCGGAUUCAAUCUGUUUGGGGAGCCGUACAAGACGAACAAAGGUGAUGCCCUCGCCAACCGAGUCCAGAACACAUUGGGCAGCUACGACGAGAUGAAGGAGCUGCUGACCAACCAUACCAACCAGAGCCACCUGGUUGGCAUCCCUAAGAACUCGGUCCCUCAGACCCCUGUGGAAAAGAGCGAUCAGCCAAGCAUCUUUUUCACGGAGGCUCAGCGCGGCAGGGCCACCUCGUCCCAGCCCGGGAAUCAUGCCACUUCCAUGCCCCCUCCGGCUACCGCCGCCCUGGCGGGGCCAAGCGUCCUCCACGGGCACCAGAGCACCAAAAAGUCUCGCUCUUCAGACUGGGCCAGAGGAACAGGCGGCACUCAGACCUCGAACCGAGGGAAGCAGAGCUCCGGCGGGCAUGAACCCGACCUGGGCGAGUCGAGUCCCGGCACCUCCACACACUCCAGCAGAAGGCACGGGCAGCAGGUCAAGAUGGUAACGGCUGCCAGCUCGCCCUGCGAACAGGAAUCGGGGUCGCCCGUGGCCUCCACGUCUCUGGUGCCCGGUGGUCUGUCGACGCCAACCUUCCCUCAGGGUCUGCACUGCAAGUCGGGCAGCGGCGGGCAACAGAAACCGACGGCGUACGUCCGGCCCAUGGACGGCCAGGACCAAGCGCCCAUCGACUCGCCGGAGCUCAAACCCCCUGUGGAGAUCGCAGAUGGGUACGGUGGCAUGGCGUUCACGAGCCUGAUGGAUGGUAAAGCCAACACGGCGGUGGGCAAGGGCAAGCUUCCGAAACUGACCCUACCACAGACUGGUGAGGUCAGCCUGCCCAGCGACUCCAGCUGUGUGGAGGAGAUUCUCCGGGAAAUGACCCACUCAUGGCCUCCGCCGCUCACCGCCAUUCACACCCCCAGCAAAGCAGAACAAACCAAGUUCCCCCUCCCUGCCAAGGACUCCCAACAUGUAACCCCGGUCUACACUGCACAAAAGCGCUGCAGCGUUCCCGGGAACAAACCCCCGACGAAGCCGGCACCGCAGAAGUCGAUGGUGGAGGACGACCUGAAGAUCAGCAGCGACGAAGACGACAGCGAACAGGUUGCCGAGAAACCUAAGACCAGGAACGCGCCUCCCAAGUAA